Molecule: messenger RNA, 594 nt
Organism: Arachis duranensis
Lineage: Eukaryota; Viridiplantae; Streptophyta; Magnoliopsida; Fabales; Fabaceae
Product: DNA-directed RNA polymerase subunit beta-like
Exons: 1
Coding region: 1-594 (197 amino acids)
Biological process (GO): DNA-templated transcription
Molecular function (GO): DNA binding; ribonucleoside binding; DNA-directed RNA polymerase activity
Source: RefSeq, a predicted model, not a curated record
AUGUCUACAAUACCGGGAUUGAAUCAGAUACAAUUUGAAGGAUUUUAUAGGUUCAUUGAUCGGGGCUUAAGAGAAGAACUUUAUAAGUUUCCAAAAAUGGAAGAUCCGGAUCAAGAAAUCGAAUUUCAAUUAUUUGCGGAAACAUACCAAUUGGUAGAACCCUUGAUAAAAGAAAAAGAUGCUGUAUAUGAAUCACUUACAUAUUCCUCUGAAUUAUAUGUAUCUGCGGGAUUAAUUUGGAAAAACAAUAAGGAUAUCCAAGAACAAACAAUUUUUAUUGGAAAUAUUCCUCUAAUGAACUCCUUGGGAACUUCUAUAGUAAAUGGAAUUUAUAGAAUUGUAAUCAAUCAAAUAUUGGAAAGCCCUGGUAUCUAUUAUCGGUCAGAAUUGGACCAUAACGGGAUUUUGGUCUAUACUGGCACUAUAAUAUCGGAUUGGGGAGGGAGAUUAGAACUAGAGAUUGAUAGAAAAGCAAAGAUAUGGGCUCGUGUCAGUAGGAAACAGAAAAUAUCUAUUCUAGUUCUUUUAUACUGUGGCCAAUCCCGAAGUUGGUUCUAUACAUGUGACCAGCUAUCAGGAAAAGAAUCGCAAUAG